Molecule: messenger RNA, 1092 nt
Organism: Geosmithia morbida
Lineage: Eukaryota; Fungi; Ascomycota; Sordariomycetes; Hypocreales; Bionectriaceae
Product: actin related protein 2/3 complex, subunit 1A/1B
Exons: 2
Coding region: 1-1092 (363 amino acids)
Biological process (GO): Arp2/3 complex-mediated actin nucleation
Cellular component (GO): Arp2/3 protein complex; actin cytoskeleton
Molecular function (GO): actin filament binding
Source: RefSeq, a predicted model, not a curated record
AUGGCCAGCGAGGUCCACCACCUGUUUCACGGCCCCAUCGCCGACCACUCCUUCUCGGCCGACCAGCAGACCCUUGCUGUCACGCGAGACUCUGCCGUCGAGCUGUACGGCCGGGCUGGGAACACCUUCAAGCUCCAGGACGAGCUCAAGGGCCACGACAAGACCGUCACCAGCGUCGAUAUCGCCCCCCACAGCGGCCGCAUCGUCUCGUGCUCCCAGGACCGCAACGCUCUCGUCUGGGAGCCCUCGCCCACGGGUUACAAGCCGACGCUCGUCCUGCUGCGCAUCAGCCGCGCCGCCACCUUCGUCCGCUGGUCGCCCAACGAGACCAAGUUCGCCGUCGGGUCCGGAGACCGCCUGAUCGCCGUGUGCUACUUUGAGGAGGAGAACGACUGGUGGGUGUCGAAGCACCUCAAGAAGCCGAUCCGCAGCACCAUCACGUCGGUCGACUGGCACCCCAACUCCGUGCUGCUGGCUGCGGGCUCCACCGAUGCCCACGCCCGCGUCUUCUCGAGCUACGUCAAGGGUAUCGACCAGCGCCCCGAGCCCACGGCCUGGGGUGAGAGGCUGCCCUUCAACACGGUCUGCGGCGAGUUCCUCAACAACUCGGCCGGCUGGGUCCACUCGGUAGCCUUCUCGCCCAGCGGUGAUAGCCUCGCCUUUGCCGCCCACGACAGCAGCAUCACUGUCGUCUACCCCAGUUCCCCCGAGCAGCCGCCCCGCGCCGUCGUCACCAUUGCCACCCAGCUUCUCCCCUUCAAGUCGCUCCUCUGGAAGGCCGAGGACGAGAUCAUUGCCGCCGGCUACGACUGCGAGGCCUUCCGCUUCCGGGGCGGCGAGACUGGCUGGCAGAUCACCGGCACCGUCGACACACGCAACCCCGCAGCCGACGACGGCGAGCAGAAGGAGGAGUCUGCCCUCAAGAUGUUCAAGCAGAUGGACCUCAAGGGCAAGGCCAAGGACGACACCCAGCUCAAGACGAUUCACCAGAACACCGUGACGCGCAUCCGUCCCUUUGGACCUUCUGGUAGCGGAGUGUCCAAGUUUAGCUCCAGCGGAGUUGAUGGCAGGGUUAUCGUCUGGAAUGCCUAG